UGAUAGACAACGGAAUAGGCGGGACCCUUCUGGAAGGUUCUGAGACAGGGUAUAAGAGACAGGGUGGCGGGCGGAAACCGGUCUCAUUGAACGGGGAGGUAGCUUUUGGGGUCUUCUGCGGCGGUCAGCAGUCCAGCAGAGCCGGGCCUAUACGCGAGCAACCAUGUCUAAGGGACCUGCAGUCGGCAUUGAUCUUGGCACCACCUACUCGUGCGUGGGUGUCUUCCAACACGGGAAAGUGGAAAUCAUUGCCAAUGACCAGGGGAACCGAACCACGCCGAGCUAUGUGGCUUUUACUGACACCGAACGAUUGAUCGGUGAUGCCGCAAAGAAUCAGGUUGCCAUGAACCCCACGAACACGGUGUUUGAUGCCAAACGUCUAAUCGGGCGCAGGUUUGAUGAUGCAGUUGUGCAGUCUGACAUGAAGCACUGGCCCUUCAUGGUGGUGAAUGAUGCAGGCAGGCCCAAGGUCCAGGUGGAAUACAAGGGAGAGACCAAAAGUUUCUAUCCCGAAGAGGUGUCCUCUAUGGUUCUGACAAAGAUGAAGGAAAUUGCAGAAGCCUACCUUGGCAAGACUGUUACUAACGCAGUGGUCACAGUGCCAGCUUACUUCAAUGACUCACAGCGGCAGGCAACCAAAGAUGCUGGAACCAUCGCUGGCCUCAAUGUACUUAGAAUUAUCAACGAACCAACUGCUGCGGCAAUUGCUUAUGGCUUAGACAAGAAGGUUGGAGCAGAGAGAAAUGUGCUGAUAUUUGAUUUGGGAGGUGGCACUUUUGAUGUGUCAAUCCUCACUAUUGAAGAUGGAAUCUUUGAGGUCAAAUCUACAGCUGGAGACACCCACUUGGGUGGAGAAGACUUUGACAACCGGAUGGUCAACCACUUCAUUGCUGAGUUUAAGCGCAAGCACAAGAAGGACAUCAGUGAGAACAAGAGAGCUGUCCGCCGGCUCCGCACAGCCUGUGAGCGGGCUAAGCGCACUCUCUCCUCCAGCACCCAGGCCAGUAUUGAGAUUGAUUCUCUCUAUGAGGGAAUCGACUUCUACACCUCCAUUACUCGGGCUCGAUUUGAAGAGUUGAAUGCUGACUUGUUCCGUGGCACCCUGGACCCUGUAGAAAAAGCCCUUCGAGAUGCCAAACUAGACAAGUCACAGAUCCAUGAUAUUGUUCUGGUGGGUGGUUCCACCCGGAUCCCCAAGAUUCAGAAGCUUCUGCAAGACUUCUUCAACGGAAAAGAACUGAAUAAGAGCAUUAACCCCGAUGAAGCUGUUGCUUAUGGUGCAGCUGUCCAGGCCGCCAUUCUAUCUGGAGACAAGUCUGAAAAUGUUCAAGAUUUGCUGCUCUUGGAUGUCACGCCCCUUUCCCUUGGUAUUGAAACGGCUGGUGGAGUUAUGACUGUCCUCAUUAAGCGCAAUACUACCAUUCCUACCAAGCAGACGCAGACCUUCACUACCUAUUCAGACAACCAGCCUGGUGUGCUCAUUCAGGUAUAUGAAGGUGAAAGAGCCAUGACCAAGGAUAACAACCUGCUUGGGAAGUUUGAGCUCACAGGCAUACCCCCUGCACCCCGAGGUGUUCCUCAGAUCGAGGUCACUUUCGACAUUGAUGCCAAUGGUAUCCUCAAUGUUUCUGCUGUAGAUAAGAGUACAGGAAAAGAAAACAAGAUUACCAUCACCAAUGACAAAGGCCGCUUGAGCAAGGAGGACAUUGAGCGCAUGGUCCAGGAAGCUGAGAAGUACAAAGCCGAAGAUGAGAAGCAGAGAGACAAAGUAUCAUCCAAGAACUCACUAGAGUCUUAUGCAUUCAACAUGAAAGCAACAGUUGAAGAUGAGAAACUUCAAGGCAAGAUCAAUGAUGAGGACAAACAGAAGAUUCUGGACAAGUGUAAUGAAAUCAUCAGUUGGCUGGAUAAGAAUCAGACUGCUGAGAAGGAAGAAUUUGAGCACCAGCAAAAAGAACUGGAGAAAGUCUGCAACCCCAUCAUCACCAAGCUGUACCAGAGUGCAGGUGGCAUGCCAGGAGGAAUGCCUGGGGGCUUCCCUGGUGGCGGAGCUCCCCCCUCUGGUGGUGCAUCUUCCGGGCCCACCAUUGAAGAGGUUGAUUAAAUUCAAUCCAAGUAGAGAUGUAGCAUUGUUCCACAAUAAAAUAUUUGAAGGACCCAAAUUUAGCAAGUUCAGUGGCAGUUUUAAGGUUGAACUGCUACAAUAAAUUACUGGGCAUUCUUAAUACUUGAAUAAAGAACAUGUGCACCAGAAAAGGAAAUAACAUUGCACUUUAUGAGUACUGUAAGUGGAAAAUGCAAUGUCUUAAAUAAAAACUAUUUAAAAUUGGCACCAGAA
Molecule: messenger RNA, 2338 nt
Organism: Nannospalax galili (Upper Galilee mountains blind mole rat)
Lineage: Eukaryota; Metazoa; Chordata; Mammalia; Rodentia; Spalacidae
Gene: Hspa8
Product: heat shock protein family A (Hsp70) member 8
Exons: 9
Coding region: 164-2104 (646 amino acids)
Biological process (GO): protein refolding; cellular response to unfolded protein; vesicle-mediated transport
Cellular component (GO): plasma membrane; cytosol; nucleus
Molecular function (GO): misfolded protein binding; ATP binding; ATP hydrolysis activity
Source: RefSeq, a predicted model, not a curated record